Molecule: messenger RNA, 3553 nt
Organism: Boeremia exigua
Lineage: Eukaryota; Fungi; Ascomycota; Dothideomycetes; Pleosporales; Didymellaceae
Product: FACT complex subunit-domain-containing protein
Exons: 4
Coding region: 178-3240 (1020 amino acids)
Biological process (GO): positive regulation of transcription elongation by RNA polymerase II; transcription elongation by RNA polymerase II
Cellular component (GO): FACT complex
Molecular function (GO): nucleosome binding
Source: RefSeq, a predicted model, not a curated record
CGCCGGUGGGUCUGCGUGCGUGGGGGAGCUCGGACUCGUUGCUAACUAGCGCGGAACGCGUUCGCGUUUGUCCAUUAAGCACGUCGGCCAUCGACCAGGCACUUCUUCACCGUCGCCCGCCCGUCCCCCCUCCACUCCCCACCCGCUGUCCAAGGCCCCGCGCGCGCCCUCGCAACCAUGGCCGACGACAUCGUCAUCGACAAGCAGCUCUUCCACGACCGCCUCGGCGGCUUCGUCGCCAAGUGGAAGGCCGACAAGCGCGCUGGCGACGCCGUGUUCCAGGGCGCCAGCUCCAUCGCCACCGUCGUGGGCAAGGCGAGCGAGCCCGGUAGCUACCUGAAGCCCGCCGCCUUCCAGCUAUGGCUGCUAGGCUACGAGUUCCCAGCGACGCUGUUCAUCCUCACGCCCGACCUGCUCCAGAUCGUGACUACGAAGAAGAAGGCCUCGUAUCUGGAGCCGCUCAAGGGCGGCAAGGUGCCCAUUGAGAUCCUCGUGCGCGGCAAGGACGCCGAGGAGAACAAGAAGCAGUUCCAGACGUGCAUCGACACCCUCAAGAACGCCGGCAAGAAAGUUGCCGUGCUCAAGAAGGACAGCUCGACCGGCGGCUUUGCCGACGAGUGGAAGGCUGCGUUUGCCGACGCAGGCAUCAAGGACGAGGACCAGGUCGACCUGGCGCCAAUUCUGUCGCAGGCCGCCUUGUCCAUCAAGGACGAGAAGGAGCUGCGCACCAUCCGCGAUGCCUCCCGCGCCUCGAGCGCCCUCAUGACCAGCUACUUUGUCGAGGAAAUGUCCGAUAUCCUCGAUUCCGAAAAGAAAAUCACCCACCGCGCCCUCGCCGACAAGGUUGCGAACAAGAUCGACGAUGCCAAGUUCUUCGAGAAGCAAAAGGUCUCCAAGAACUUCGAUGCCAUGCAGCUCGACUGGUGCCUGCAGCCGACCAUUCAGAGUGGCGGCGGCUACGAUCUCAAAUUUGCUGCCGAGCCCGACGAGAACAACCUGCACGCCGGCGUCAUCGUCUCGGUGCUCGGAUUGCGCUACCAGACCUACGGCGCCAUGGUCGGACGAACAUACAUGGUCGGACCCAACAAGGAGCAGGAGACGGCCUACAAGAUGCUGUUGGCUAUCCACGAUCUGGUCAUCAAGUCGAUCAAGGACGGCGUCAUCGCCAAGGACGUCUACAACAAGGCGCUGUCGCACCUGAAGUCGAAGAAGCCCGAGUGGGAGAAGCACUUCCCCAAGAACGUUGGCUACGGCAUUGGCACCGAGAACAAAGACAACUCCCUGCUUCUGAGCGGCAAGAACGUACGCGUGCUAAAGGACGGCAUGACCAUCGUUGUACAGACCGGUCUGCACGACCUGGAGAACAGCAAGCCGCAGGACAAGAAGAGCAAGACCUACUCCCUCGUCUUGGUGGAUACCGUCCGUGUAGGACAGGGAGACGCUUCCGUUUUCACCAGGGACACGACCUCUGAUCUGGACGCUGUUUCGUUCUUCUUCGACGAUGAGGAAGAGGAGGCCAAGCCCAAGGUCAAGAAGGAGCGCGCGCCGGCUAUUGCGCAGACAAACAUCACCAAGACCCGCACACGACACGAGCGAACGACGAAUCAGGACGCAGAGAAGGAAGAGCAGAGGCGGCAGCAUCAGCGCGAACUCCACCAGAAGAAACAGCAGGAAGGUCUGGAGCAGUACAGCGAGGGCGCCAAAUCUCUCAACGGCACCGAGGAGAAGAAGUUCAAGCGCUUCGAAUCCUACAAGCGUGACAACCAGAUCCCCAAGAACGUGGCAAAUUUGGAAAUUGUCGUGGACAAGAAGGCACAGACGGUCAUUCUGCCUAUCAUGGGUCGCCCAGUUCCGUUCCACAUCCACACCAUCAAGAACGCCUCUCACACACCGGAAGCUGAUGUGACAUCACUCCGUAUCAACUUCCUCUCUCCGGGUCAGGGUGUUGGCCGAAAAGAUGACCAGCCUUUCGAAGACCCCAACGCUCACUUCAUCCGUAGCUUGACCUUCCGCUCCCAUGACAUCGACCGCAUUGAUCAGAUCACCAAGGACAUCACCGAGCUGAAGAAGGAAGUCGUGCGACGGGACCAGGAGAAGAAGCAGUUGGAGGAUGUUGUCGAGCAGGACAAGCUCAUUCCUGUCAAGACUCGCAAGCCAUUCUCUCUCGACCUUAUCUUCAUCCGACCCGCACUCGACGGCAAGCGCAUUCCCGGAAGCAUAGAGAUUCACCAAAAUGGUCUGCGAUAUGUCCACGGCGGCGGAAGCGCUAAGAUCGAUGUUCUCUUCAGCAACAUGAAGCAUCUAUUCUUCCAGCCCUCGCAACACGAACUCAUUGUCAUCAUCCACGUUCAUCUGAAGAACCCAAUCAUGUUGGGCAAGAAGAAGACCAAGGAUGUGCAAUUCGUCCGUGAAGCCACAGAAAUGCAGUUCGACGACACAGGCAACCGCAAGCGCCGCCACAAGUUUGGUGACGAGGAGGAGUUCGAGCAGGAGCAGGAAGAGCGCAGGCGACGAGCAGCACUUGACAAGGAGUUCAAGAACUUCGCUGAGAAGAUCGCGGAUGCCGCUCGCAACGAGAACGUCAGCGUCGACAUCCCGUACCGCGAACUUGGUUUCAACGGUGUUCCCGCUCGCUCGUCAGUCCUGAUCCAGCCGACAACAGACUGCUUGGUCCAGCUCACUGAACCGCCCUUCACAUGUCUUACCCUUUCUGAGAUCGAGAUCGUCCACCUUGAACGUGUGCAGUUCGGUCUACGAAACUUCGACAUGGUUGUCGUCUUCAAGGACUACAACCGCCCGCCUGUCCACAUCAACACCAUCCCUGUUGAGUCCCUGGACCCCGUCAAGGACUGGCUUGACUCGGUCGACAUUCCCUUCAGUGAGGGUCCCCUCAACCUGAACUGGGCCACCAUCAUGAAGACUGUCACCUCCGACCCGCAUCAGUUCUUUGCCGAUGGCGGUUGGUCGUUCCUGUCGACCGAGUCGGACGACGAGGAUGGUGAGGAAGAGGAGGAGGAGUCCGCCUUCGAAGUCUCCGAGUCCGAGCUCGCCAUCUCAGACGAGUCAUCUGAGGAGAGCGACUUUGACGAAAACGCGUCUGACGAGAUGAGUGAUGAGGGCUCCGAAGACGAGUUCUCAGAAGGUGAAGACUGGGACGUGCUCGAGAAGAAGGCGGCGAAGAAGGACAAAGAGAGCACGCUGGAAGAGGAGGAAGAGAAGCCAAAGAAGAGGAAGCGUUGAGCUGUAUUCACUUGCAUUGCGCUUCGGCACUUGAGCCUCUUCCUUUUCCAUUCUUGUAAGAUUGACUACCAUGGGCUGACGAUGAAUGAGCGUUUGGAGUUUCAUAUCUAGGUACUGUCCCAGGAUAAAACAAAGUAUCUGCACAUUGAAAUCAAAUUCACUUUUCUCUGGAUGCACAUAAGCUCUCAAGUUUUAGAAAAAACGACGGAUAAGACCCCAAGCUUACUAACUUUAUAGAAUACAUAACUUAGAGCUAUUAUAAUACCUAAAGCUUAAACUUAGUUUAGAAUUGCCUAUAUUGUAGGUAAAAGGC